AUGUCCUUCGCCGCAUCCUCCCUCCGUCCCGCCACUCGCGCAGCCAUUGCAUCGGCCGUUCGCCAUGCCUCUACCCACCACAAGAUUGUCAUCAUCGGUGGCGGUACGGGUGGUAUCAACAUCGCAAACCAGCUUCUCGAUACCUACGCUCGUGAAGCCAAGUCUUCCGGUACCCUGGCGUUGAAGAAGGAUGAUAUCGCGAUUGUCGACGGUGCCUCCGUUCACCACUACCAGCCCGGAUGGACUUUGGUCGGUGCCGGUCUCGCCAACAAGACUGACUUGAACCGUCCCUUGGCUUCCCUCGUCCCCGCAGAUGUCAAGCUCCACAACACUAAUGUCGCCGAGAUCGAUGCCGCGGCGAACAAGAUUACUACUGGGACGGGUGACUCGAUUACCUACGACCACCUCAUCGUCGCCGCCGGUUUGGACAUCAAGUGGGGCGCCAUUGCUGGACUCCCCGAGACCUUGGGCAAGAAUGGUGUCUCCUCCAUUUACAGCUACGACACCUGUGACGUCGCCCAAAACGACAUCAAGGCCCUCAAGUGCGGAAAGGCGAUCUUCACCCAGCCCGCUGGUGUCGUCAAGUGUGCCGGUGCGCCCCAGAAGGUGAUGUGGAUGGCGGAGGAUGCAUGGAGGAAUGCAGGUGUUCGUGAUGAGAUUGACUUGGAGUUCAACACGGGCAUGGGCGCAAUGUUUGCCGUGCCUAAGUACGCCAAGGCACUCGAGCAACUCCGUGUCGACCGUGGCGUAAAGGGUGCAUUCACCUCUGACCUCGUCGCAGUCGAUGGUCAAGCCCAUAUCGCAACCUUCAAGCAAGCCGACGGCACCACCGUCGACAAAACCUUCGACCUCCUCCACGUCGUCCCCAAGAUGGGUUCCCACGCUUUCGUUGCUAAAUCUGCCUUGGCUGACGCAGCGGGUUUCGUCGACGUUCACUCCGCUACCCUCCAGAGCAAGAAGUUCGAUAAUGUGUGGUCGUUGGGUGACUCCUCCUCCCUUCCCACCUCCAAAACCGCCGCGGCAAUCUUCUCUCAGACCCCCGUCCUUGCACACAACUUCCACCGCGUCGCGCACGGAAAGACCGCGAACGCAUCCUACGACGGAUACACCUCCUGCCCCCUCCUCGUCUCGUACGGCAAGUUGAUUUUGGCGGAGUUCAAGUAUGGUGGAGUGCCUGAUGAGACUUUCGGCGGUAAGUUUGGUUUCGACCAGGCUAAGCCGGCGAGGUUCGCGUAUCAUUUGAAGAAGGAUGUGUUCCCGUGGGCUUACUUUAAUUAUGGUGUGAAGGGACAGUGGUUUGGCCGUAACUCUUUCUUUAGGCCCACUUUCAACUGA
Molecule: messenger RNA, 1335 nt
Organism: Saitoella complicata NRRL Y-17804
Lineage: Eukaryota; Fungi; Ascomycota; Saitoellomycetes; Saitoellales; Saitoellaceae
Product: sulfide-quinone oxidoreductase
Exons: 1
Coding region: 1-1335 (444 amino acids)
Cellular component (GO): mitochondrion
Molecular function (GO): sulfide:quinone oxidoreductase activity; FAD binding
Source: RefSeq, a predicted model, not a curated record